AUGGUCGUCCCAGGUUGGGUACUUUUCGUCACGGGCCUGGUUGCCUAUCAACUCGCGAACCGGUGCGCAAAUCAGAUAGUCAGACGAGCAAACCCAGACUUCUACAAGACGUUGGAGACGGACGAGCCUCACAAAUUGGCUGCUUAUUUUGUCUUCCCUCUGGGCUUCCUCUUAACAUUACUGACGACACCCAUAUGUAUCACGGCAUACAAUGACACGUCCUCUGCCACCGAGAUAUUUGGGCUCGACCGCCCCUUCACCACCUAUGGCAAGGUUUGCCUCGCCUCUCGAGCCAUCCUCUGGGCCUCUGAGCUGCCACUUCUCAGCUAUUCUGCAGAUUAUGUUGCCCACCACGCCCUCUCUCUCUCAUCACUCGGCCUCUUCCUCAUUGGCCGAGGUCCGAGAAGACCUCUUUAUCUGAUCUACGCCGGCCUGGCAACGGAGUUGUUCUACGAUACUGCCGUGUUAUUGCGUUUCCACGGCCGCACGGCAUCAAACUCGCCGAUACUCCGAAAGAUCCUCCUUGCGAAUGUAGUUUCGAUGGUAUUACUCAGACUUCUCCCAAUCAUAGCCCACAGCGCGGCAAUGCCGGAAACGCGAGCAGACUACCUCGCCGGGAUCGCAUCUUGUUGCAUUCACAUAUGCCGUUUAAGCUUUGUUCAGCUGGGGUCCCUGGGAUACAUCGACGCCACAGCAGGCAGAAAAUCCAGGCCAGAGUUGGAUUUCGUCAAAUCCACGUCGUGGGCUACCAUUGUGUCAUGA
Colletotrichum acutatum is the source of this 762-nucleotide messenger RNA. RefSeq lists its product as uncharacterized. The coding region runs from base 1 to 762 and encodes 253 amino acids. The transcript is spliced from 2 exons. The record is from RefSeq and is a predicted model, not a curated record. Lineage: Eukaryota; Fungi; Ascomycota; Sordariomycetes; Glomerellales; Glomerellaceae.